Messenger RNA from Seminavis robusta, 936 nucleotides. NCBI's taxonomy places the organism in Eukaryota, Bacillariophyta, Bacillariophyceae, Naviculales, Naviculaceae. The record is from the annotation of a GenBank genome assembly.
AUGGUGAUUCCUUCGUUGCUGCGUCGACCAAGAGAAGGCCUUCCCCGCGGUGGCAGCAGCACUCUGCAGGAUCCUCUCAUGUCCACCAGUACGAGCAGCAGCAGCAGCAGCAGUAGACCCACUGCGAGUGACACCAGUGCGAGCAGCAGUAGUCAUCACGACAGUAUCAUGAGGAGACAAGAACAGCGAGCAGCACAAUCCGAACGGCUGCAGGCUGUCAUGGACAGCAGUGACAGUGACCCAGACGAAGGAGACGAUGUCCACUCGGAUCCGUCCAUGUGGAUUGAUAUCGUUCCCAAUGAGCAACAAGCGCCAGAACAACUAGAAGACUCGUCGCGACGGACGAGACCUUACGGCUCGGAUUGUCUCCCUUCCACGCCCACUAUUCGAAUUCCCAUUCCGUCGUUACUCGUCGACUGCGUCACGUUUUGUUUCGACUGGACGUACGCCGCUGUGGAAAUUUGGGCCGAAGUAUUGUCGGCACCACCGUUUCCGUUGAGUACACUCCACAAGGUCUCCAUUGUCCUGCUGGGUGUCGAACGAAUACGCGACAAUCUCGAUCAUUCCGCACUUGUCGUAUUGCUCAUGAACCAUCAUCCCUCUUCUUCAUCGGUGGAGACAUGGUCGAGCAGUAUUCCGCAAUACAUUGUCUGGGGAAUUCCUGGAAUUGUAGCACUCUUAUCGGUCAGUUUUGUACUGACACUGCAACUCUCGUGGGGACAUCAAGAAGAAGCCGUGAUUGCCACGGCACUCAUUCUGUUGAUUUUCCUAGAAGCUCUACUUCCGCUCUUUAUUCUCGGAUGUACGUCCAUGUUUCUCUUUCAACAAGUCUCGUGGGAAACGGGAUUGGUACUACUUGUCAUGGUAUGGUUGGGAUCCACCUUUUGUGCCCAUUGCAUUCGACGCAUGCUCUAUCAAUCGCUCGGGCAUGGAUAA